UCGUUUUUCAAACAGAGGCGAUUCACUUGCACAGGUUAUUCCACCGACGUCGUCUGUUACUCCGUAGGAGAGUAAAACCAACGCUAACCCUGCUAAAAGUGAAGGCAGAGGAAAUAAAAAAGGUUCAAGCUUUCCGGAGAAAUUCCAUCAUCUUCUCUUCAGGAUUUGAACAAUCAAUUCAUCAUGCAACUCACUCUCGAAUUUGGAGGGGGCUUAGAGCUUUUGUGUGACUCCAAAAAGGUCCAUCAUGUCAAUGUUGACCUAUCAGAUGGGGAAGAGAAGCUAACUAUGAAAGGAUUGCUAUCGUGGGCCAAAACGAAUCUUAUAAAAGAGAGGCCAGAGAUGUUUAUGAAAGGAGAUACUGUGAGACCUGGAGUUCUCGUGCUAGUUAACGACUGUGACUGGGAGCUUAGCGGUCAUCUUGACACAACACUAGAAGACAAGGAUGUGGUCGUCUUUAUUUCUACCUUACAUGGUGGCUAAUUCUAAUAUCAGUUAGAUGAACAAUGUUAGUGAUGUAUUGAACCAUUUAAAAGAUUAUACUCCGAAUUUCAUGAUCAGAUGUUAAACACUACUUGUAUAACAUUGGAGAAAGUAACCAAUAUUCCUUGAAUUUGGA
Spinacia oleracea (spinach) is the source of this 619-nucleotide messenger RNA. Its product is annotated as ubiquitin-related modifier 1 homolog 2-like. The record is from RefSeq and is a predicted model, not a curated record. The transcript is spliced from 4 exons. The coding region runs from base 184 to 483 and encodes 99 amino acids. Gene Ontology annotation, biological process: tRNA thio-modification. Lineage: Eukaryota; Viridiplantae; Streptophyta; Magnoliopsida; Caryophyllales; Amaranthaceae. Gene Ontology annotation, cellular component: cytoplasm.